AUGCCGACCGCGGUAUUUAUCAUGGAAGACAGCCACCAUUUCUCCGCAAAUCUUGGUCGUGACAAGCCGCGAUGUCAGUCUACUGCAGCAAACUCGGCGCUUGAUGCGGAGCUGGGAGACUACGAUGCUCCGUUACUCGAUGAUGCGUUGGAUUUCUGCUUUGACACAGAGCUGUCACCUAUUCUGGAGCCUUUCGCAGACGCCGCUGUGGCCGUGACCCCACUGAAAAUGCAACGAAGGCCGACUAAGAGUCCUAGGACACGCAGGACGACUAGUUCCCCGCUAAGGAGGGCACCAACUGUCAUCACGCCCCGACACGCCAACACGAUGGAGACUAGCAGGACAGGUGAGGAGACAGCACCGAUAAAUGUAGCGAAGCGACCCAGAACCAGAAGCUCGUCAUGGCAAGAACAGGAACAGAACACAUUUUUCACCAUGUUUAAGGUCAAGUGGCCGCCAACAGCUGAAGGCGAUCCAGUACCUCCUUUCAGCUCGCUGCUGCUGCAACGCUUCGACGCAAUCAGCACCAAAGUCAGGACCAAGAGCGUGAUGGAAGUGCGACAGUUCUACACUACAGUGAUGCGCAAUAUCUCCGCGUUACUGGAGGUUGUGGAGAAUGACAUCGACUUGACCAACCCGGACCAAGUGCGCAUUGCCGUCUGGUGCUGGAGCAAGCUGAUGGCUGACAAGAAACACUCCGAAGAAUUUCACUCCCUCGAUUCAGAGUCCGCCGCUGUGAAGACCAACUUGGCCAACGUACUGCUUCAGUCUAUCAUUCGUAGCCGCCGACAGAUGCUCAAGGCCAAGUCAGACUCCAAGAACACACCUGCAUCUGGUCUGACUUCCAUCUCUGCGUGGGUGUCAAGGUCAAAUCUCAGCUCGUUCUUCGCCAAAGACGACAUCCCAGUUUCAGAGACAUCAACUGUGCAGAUUCAUCACCCAAUGGUGCGAAAGAAACACGCUAGUUCUCAGGGCCAGGUAGCUUGGAUGCCUCCUAGCUCCUCAGUCACUGAGAAUGCCAUAAAGGUUUUGUCUACUGCACAGCCCAGCCAUGACUCACCGGGUAAAGCGACCUCGAAGCGUAAGCGCAGCACGUCCACAGACCGCUCUCCAGCUGCUGGAUCGAAGAAAACGCGUCGUGCUGAAGUGGAAACGAUCUCUUUUGCAAGCCCCAUUCCCACGAAUAAGCGGACUCGCUGUCGCACGAGGAAUGGUGUUGAGUUCCACACACCGCAGCAAUCUCGGAAGAAGAUUUACAUCAAGAUGCGUAUGGUGCCACGAGAUAAGCAGACGAAGGCGGACAUGGUGCAGUGUGGUUGUCGACCGAAGGUAGAGCUAAAGCUGUCGUCGACGAAGAAGAUUUCCGAGAUCACGGCGCAUAUGAGCAAGAAGUGGGCGAAAGUACGGUCACUAGUGCCAAAAGGGGCGGUGCUGUGCUUCUUUCAGAAGAAUGGGGGUGAAAAGUGGUCCAAGGAUGACGCUAAUGUGACCUGCUUUGAUAUCUGGAAACAAUGUGGCAAGCAGAGCAAUGGGGAAAACGUAGUCGAAGUGUCCUACUUGUGGAAAGUGCCAGAGACGGCAGGCACUGCUGACGGCGAAAACGUUCAGGUGCAAGAAUUGAUGCCGUUGUUGGCGCCACCUGGACUUUUCGAGCAGGAAAUAUCAGCUGCAGACAAGCAAGCACUAAGUAGUGGAGAUGAAAGUGAGAUUGUGCAGUUGUCACCAGCUCGUGGUCUACAAGAAUUCGUCCAGCUACAGGCCGUCUGCGUCGACGUAUCAAACCGGUGCUAG
Messenger RNA from Phytophthora infestans T30-4, 1791 nucleotides. RefSeq lists its product as uncharacterized. The transcript has 4 exons. Bases 1 to 1791 code for a protein of 596 amino acids. Gene Ontology annotation, biological process: pattern specification process. NCBI's taxonomy places the organism in Eukaryota, Oomycota, Peronosporomycetes, Peronosporales, Peronosporaceae. The record is from RefSeq and is a predicted model, not a curated record. Gene Ontology annotation, molecular function: chromatin binding. Gene Ontology annotation, cellular component: nucleus.